Molecule: messenger RNA, 2000 nt
Organism: Amorphotheca resinae ATCC 22711
Lineage: Eukaryota; Fungi; Ascomycota; Leotiomycetes; Helotiales; Amorphothecaceae
Exons: 5
Coding region: 138-2000 (620 amino acids)
Biological process (GO): SCF-dependent proteasomal ubiquitin-dependent protein catabolic process
Cellular component (GO): SCF ubiquitin ligase complex
Molecular function (GO): protein binding
Source: RefSeq, a predicted model, not a curated record
UCCAACUCAACUUAACUCAACUUACAAAGUCCCAAACUCUCAUCUCUCUACCACGCUCUACUACCAGAUAUCACACAAUCUCAGCACCCCGCCACCUGCCGCCUGCCGGGGAGGUGCCAAUCCAGCCAACAGGCAACAUGAAUCCACCCGGUCCGCCAGCUGCGAAUCGCCCAUCCCGCCAGAUUCGAGGACCACAGUCAGCCUUGACCGACUUCCUCGCUUCACAUAACAUCAGCGCCAAUCAGAUCCGGCAAGAUGCGCUCGCGCGACGAGCAGCAGCCGUAGCUGCUCAGCAGGCUGCAGAGGGUAGCGGGGAUAAUGGGGAUGAUGCUGCUGAUGCUGCUGAUUCUCCUUCCGCUGAGCCAGAACCCCUUCCUGCUCGCCGCAGGAAUGAGAGCAAAGCUCAGUCGGCAAAGAGAAAGAAGGAAGAAGAGAAAGCGAUUGCCAGAAUCAAAGCUUCCAAGCAGUUCCAACGUCGAAGACGUCAAUACGGAUCCGACGACGAGAUGUCCGAUGAAGAUGAAGCUGCACGCGCCCUUUUCCAGGAGACUAUGGCACCCCUGCCGGGGCAGAUGGAGAAUUGUGAGAUCUGUGGGAAGAGAUUCACGGUUACAGCAUACAGUCGAGCUGGCCCUGAUGGAGGACUACUCUGUCCAAAAUGUACAAAAGAGCUUGACCAGGAAGAAGGUUCGGCCCGGAAGAGGAGAAAGACAAACGCAGGACGGCAGCGACGACAAGUACAGAGUAAUCUUCUGGACGGUAUCUACCCCGGUGCGAAGGACCUGGUAACCUUGUGUGUCGAGACCUUGGCCAAGAAUGUGGAUCAAGCCGAGGAUUUUGGAGACCUUCCCCCAGCAUUAAUUGAUCGACUUGCGGCCAUCCUAUCGAAGAAGCGACUCCUGAAUCCGACUACCUUGGAUUUGUUCCUGAAGCCUGAUCGCGAUACUGUGACAGUAUAUGACGGCGCAAAGCUAUCUUCCGAUGACUACAUCAAGAUAUUCCAGAUCGUCCCAAAGAUCAAACAUCUCCGCCUUCGAAAUGCUGUACAGUUCAAAAAUAAGGUGAUGGACCAUCUCCUGGACACUACCGUCGAAUUGGAAAGUCUCUCACUCCACGGUUCCAAUUUAAUCGAUGACACGAGAUGGGAUAGAUUUUUAACCGAGAAAGGAUCACACUUGAAAGCUUUGAAGAUAUAUCACACAGAUGGCUAUUUCGGUGACGAGCAGAUCAAACUCCUUGCAAAGACAUGCCCCAAUCUGCAACGCCUCAAGAUAUCUCACAACCAGAAGGUCACCGACAAAGGUAUUGCACAUAUCGCCAAUCUCCCCGGUCUCCAGCACCUGAGUCUCGAGAUCUAUAAACCAACUAGCUCACCUCCAUAUGUCGAUGUUCUGAACAGCAUUGGUCCUGGGUUACGCACUCUGUCUCUGGCAACAGUGUACCACAUUGAUGACAGUGUCCUCAAAGCCAUUCACGAGAACUGCCAAAACAUCUUCAAGCUUCGAAUCACCGACAAUGAGGUCCUGACCGAUCAAGGCUUCGCCAACCUGUUUACGAAUUGGUAUAACCCUCCUCUCACAUACAUCGACCUUCACAAAUGCCGACACAUCGACGCAGCCGUCCCCCGCGACAAUCCAAACGGUAUCGGUCUUGCCUCCCGUGGCUUCGAAGCUUUGAUGGCCCACUCAGGGAGCACCCUCAGGCACCUGAAUGUGCACUCCUGCCGUCACAUCUCCCUCGAAUCCUUCGAGAAGGUCUUCGCUCCUGGCACGCAAUACCCGGAGUUGAGGGAGAUAGAUCUCAGCUUCUGCCAGAACGUUAAUGACUUUGUUGUCGGCUCCAUCUUCCGCGCCUGUCCGAAUCUGAAGACACUCAAGGUCUUUGGCAAUUUCGGCGUCAGGGAUGUUCGGGUCCCAAAGGGCAAGAUCCUCAUCGGUGUCCCGAACGCGCUGGGAAUGCAAAUCGAGGGCACGGGCGAGGAUGACGGGAGGGUCAUUUAG